Molecule: messenger RNA, 1381 nt
Organism: Cannabis sativa
Lineage: Eukaryota; Viridiplantae; Streptophyta; Magnoliopsida; Rosales; Cannabaceae
Product: MADS-box protein SOC1
Exons: 9
Coding region: 372-1079 (235 amino acids)
Biological process (GO): positive regulation of transcription by RNA polymerase II
Cellular component (GO): nucleus
Molecular function (GO): protein dimerization activity; DNA-binding transcription factor activity, RNA polymerase II-specific; RNA polymerase II cis-regulatory region sequence-specific DNA binding
Source: RefSeq, a predicted model, not a curated record
AAGGUAGGUUUUGUGAUCCAAACCAAGUCAAUCAACUUGCCAAUCUUUUUUCCUAAUUUAAUUGUUUGUUUUCUUUCUAUACUCUUGUUCAUUUUUGUUUAUUAUUAUUAUUGUUUCUCUUUUGGAAAAUUAUAAUAAUAAUAAUCCAAAUGAUACUUUCCCCUGCUGGUUUCUCACUUCUCUUAUUUGUUUAUUGCUCUUUUAUUGGGGGUUAUUAUUUUCCUAUUUGGUAAAAUUCUGGUUUCAUUAUCUUCAAGUUUAGAUCUUUCCAUUUUUAGCAUACUAAGAAUCGUUGGAGCUGAACAAGAAGCCUUUCAGGGUUUUAUAAGUUUUGCCCAUCUGGAAAAUUAAUUGCUGGUCGAUCAAGAAAAAUGGUGAGAGGGAAGACUCAAAUGAGGCGCAUAGAGAAUGCCACAAGCCGUCAAGUGACGUUUUCUAAAAGGAGAAAUGGGCUUCUGAAGAAGGCCUUUGAGCUCUCAGUUCUUUGUGAUGCUGAGGUGGCUCUUAUAAUCUUCUCCCCAAGAGGAAAACUCAAUGAAUUUGCUAGUUCCAGCAUGCAAGCUACGAUAGAACGUUAUAGGAAGCACACUAAGGACAAUCAAACUCACAACAAAUCUGUUGAACAAACCAUGCAGUUGCAGCAUUUGAAACAAGAAGCAACUGCCAUGAUGAAGAAGAUAGAGCUUCUUGAAAUCUCCAAACGGAAAUUUUUGGGAGAAGGUCUGGGUUCAUGCUCCCUUGAAGAACUACAACAAGUAGAACAACAGUUGGAGAAGAGUGUAACAAAAAUUCGAGCAAGAAAGAAUCAAGUUUUCAAAGACCAGAUUGAGAUACUUAAGGAAAAGGAAAAAGCCCUAACAUCUGAAAAUGCAAGGCUUUCUGAGAAGUAUGGUAUUAAACCGAUGGUUCAAGCAUCAAAUAAUAAUAAUAAUAAUAAUAAUAAUAAUAAUAAUAAUAAUAACCAUAAGCAGAUAGAGGACUUGAACAACACAGAAAGUAAUCCCAGUUCAGAUGUGGAGACUGAACUAUUCAUUGGGCUACCAGAAACAAGAUUAAAGCGUCUACUUCCAAAGAAAUGAUCAUAAGCUUAAAAUUAAGAUAAGCUUGCUGAGAAUACUGCGCUUUAAGUUUUUUCCACAUAUAUAUAACCUGUAAGAUUAUUAUUAUAAUUAUUCUACCUCCAUAUAAUUAUGUCUCUAUAUAUAUUUAUAUAUAUUCUUGCACUGCAAGUAUAUAAUAAUAAACUAUAGCAUUUUGAAAUGGCAAUACGUGUACUAAUUGUAAGAUCCAUGAUAUUGCGAUCAUCAUCAGAAACUACUAACUGACUACAUAUAUAAUUAACGCAAUGCAUUCUGUUGAUGAAAUUCUAUGGUUCCAUUCA